AUGUUCUGCCACAUGUGCAGGGGCUCUGUUUCGGAUGGAGUUGGCAGUGGCCACGAGCUGCAAAUCGUCCGCAUCAAUGAAGAGUGCAUUGAACUUGACGAGGUUGCGCUGAAACGCAUUCUGCUGGAUGACCGUGUCAAGGACAAGCCCGUAGCGGUCGUGUCAGUGGCCGGCGCCUUUCGCACGGGGAAGUCCUUCCUCCUGGGAUUCUUCCUUCGGUACCUGCACAACUUGGGCCGCAGUGUCUGGCUUGGGGAUCCAGAUGCUCCACUGCGAGGCUUCCAAUGGCGCGAUGGCUGCGACCGUCACACGACAGGAAUCCUGGUGUGGAACGAAGUUUUUGUGGUCAAGACGUCUAAAGGCCAGGAGAUCGCUGUUCUUUUAAUGGACACCCAAGUGCACGACGAUCAUUCCACGAUCAAGGAAUCGGCAACCAUCUUCGCUUUGAGUACAAUGACGAGCUCGGUGCUGGUCUACAACCUCUCACAAAACAUUCAAGAAAGCAAUCUCCAGUAUCUGGAGCUCUUCGUUGACUACGGCCGACUGGCGCAGCAGCAAAGGGCCGGCAAGCCCUUUCAGAAGCUACUAUUUUUGGUGCGGGACUGGUAUCACCUAAGGGAUGCAGAAUACGGUGUUGACGGUGGGCGUAAACUCCUGGAGCGACGCCUGGAGAUUUCAGACCAUCAGCCCGAGCAGCUGCAAGAUCUGCGGCGAUACAUCCACUCCAGUUUCACGGACAUCGACUGCUUCCUGUUGCCCCAUCCUGGCAGAAAGGUGGCGACCGGUGUAUCGUUUGAUGGGCGUCUUGCGGAUAUCGACGAGGACUUCAAGCAACAAGUGCAGGACUUAGUUUCUUCACUUCUAGCGCCGGAUAAUCUGAUUGCCAAGAAGAUAAAUGGUCAGGACAUCACCUGCCAGGAAUUUCACAUUUAUAUGAAAGCCUAUAUCGACGUGUUCAACGGAGGUGAACUUCCCGAGCCAAUGUCCGUGCUACAGGCGACAGCUAAAGCUAACAACCUAGCGGCGGUGUUCAAAGCGCUGAAGAUGUACACGACCAGCAUGAACCAACUGUGCAGGGGAGACAAGAUAAGCGCGAAAAAGCUCAAGAAGUACCACGUGCGUGAGCGCGAGCGCGCCUUGGACUUGUUCCGGAACACUGCCAAGAUGGGCGGCGAUGAAUUCUCUCAGCCGUACUUGGAGAGGCUCUCAAAGGAGAUCGACCAGUGGUUCCAGGACUUUGCCAGUCGAAUGACGAUGAAGUCAUGUCUGGAGUCCAACCGUUUCAAAAGCGCGGAGCUUGGCGGCGCCACGGUUUUGACAAUCGGGACAGGAGCAUUCGUGGCUGCCGGGGUGCCUGUGGCUGCCGGCUGUUGCGCAGUCCUGGCCCUCGCGGUACUGCUACACCUCUUGCUGACCGGAUGCAAGGGCUGCAUGAGCGCACCGAAAGAGGAGAGCCGUGAGAUUGAAGACAGGGUUGUCCUAGUGGAAGUCACCGACGAAUUGCUUGAUGGGCGCCAGAAGAGGUCUACUGAGGCAACCACGAACCUAAGAAGUCGGCAAGCCAUUCCUGCAGUCCAAGAGAAGUGUUUCAACACAAUGCAGGAGGAGGUUGACGAGCCACCAGCGAGGCUUGGCAAGCAGAAAAGAAGAAAGAAGGGAUUCUUUAGGCGUUUAUUAGUCAAGGCGCGCAGAAAGCCCUGCUCACCAACAGAACUUCACCGACUGAAGCAAUGCUAAACCGUGCGAGACUUGAUGAGAACGGAGGCGCACUGUCCUGAACCAACGAAGCGACUAAACCGCACUUGCACGUCUCGCUGUCGUGGUCUACAAAAACGGGUCCUGUGGAACUGUGAAUCUCUAUGUCAUGAUGGUCUGUGCUUCCCUCAUCACUGUAAUGUCAUUCUUGUUUUUUGUGACUGCCACAGCUACGCCGACCUGUAUUGUUUGUCAUAAAGAUGUUUGUAAAUAAAAUCAAGUUUCCCUCU
This is a messenger RNA of Dermacentor silvarum, 1985 nucleotides long. RefSeq names its product atlastin-3-like. Gene Ontology annotation, biological process: protein homooligomerization; endoplasmic reticulum organization. The record is from RefSeq and is a predicted model, not a curated record. Lineage: Eukaryota; Metazoa; Arthropoda; Arachnida; Ixodida; Ixodidae. Gene Ontology annotation, molecular function: GTPase activity; GTP binding.